ACGUGUCUGCACAUGACACCCUCGGAAAAGUUGCAGUUGGAGGAAUCCGGCGAGGUGUUUUAAAUGGACCGAAGACUGUCGCUUAAAGGAAAACUGCACCUGGGGCGACGGAGUUGACGAUAGUCUCAUCAUCCGCACGCUUAUUAUUAUUCUGCUCUACGAAUUUAAGGGGAGGUUUUCGAACGAUGUGACAUGACUGCUACCCGAAUGUAACAAUUAGGCUAACCUUGAUGAAAUCCGAUUGCGCUCUUCCGCCGCGUAUUAAUUGAAACCAGUCGGGUGCCUGCAGCCAUAUGUAGUUGAAUCAUUUAACUGAAGAGGAUGCUUUAAAUGUACAAUCAGUAGAACAUUGAAGGCUACUUUGAAGGCAACCCGGAAUCGCCCCCAAUUAAUUUCAAAUGCCAUGGUAGCUUAUUUGCUUAAACGUAAAGGUCAGAAUCUGGGGUUUGCGAGAUAAAUGCUGAAUUGAUUGGAGACCUUCGGAAUUGACCGCCCUGUCAUUCAUUGCCUGUUGUGUAGGCACGGAAUUUUCACGCGCUGUUCUAGCAAUCCAACAGCUGAACAACAUUGUCUAGGUAGUACAUCCAAACUGACCGCCCCACUACUUCGCAUCUGCGCCCCGGCCACUUGAAAUGAGGACAGCGUCCCGAGCGUGUUCUGUGUGAAGCCGAGAAAGCGGGCAAUUCCUUCCGUCUCUCCCGUCCGCAUUGAGGCAAGGACAAUAAGUCCCCGUUUGGCCGUGCUGCAGCCAUGGACCAGGACGAGAACAAGAGCGUCUCGAAAAAGACCAUAAUCACAAAGAUUUUCAAAGUUCGCAGGAGGAGAGAGAUGCUUUUCGUGCAAGUGUGUUUUCUCUGCAGUGUCCUCUGCAUGGCAUGGAGCAUGUCAGUAUUGCUGACAAAGACAGGUUAUGGAGUAACAUUAAUAAAUGGACACGAGCAGCAUGAACAUUGGGGAAGGAAGCUCAUGGGACAUGAAGCCGACAACGAGACCGAGUCGAAGAACUGCACAGAGCCAGCUAUCAAGGAGUUCCCUGAAGACAUGUUUUCCAACCACGAGCGCAAGAGUGGUGCCGUCCUGCUGCACAUCGUGGCGGCCCUCUAUAUGUUCCUUGCCCUGGCUAUAAUCUGUGACGACUACUUUGUACCAUCGCUGGAGAAGAUCUGUGAGAAACUAGACUUAAGUGAGGAUGUUGCCGGAGCCACUUUUAUGGCAGCUGGGAGUUCCGCUCCUGAGCUGUUUGCCUCCAUCAUUGGUGUCUUCAUCACCCACGGUGACGUGGGGGUGGGGACAAUCGUCGGCUCAGCGGUCUUCAAUAUCCUGUGCAUCAUCGGCGUGUGCGGAAUAUUCGCCGGACAGGUUGUCGUGUUGGGUUGGUGGUCUGUUUUCCGAGAUUCAUUCUACUACGUCUUGUCGAUCCUCGCUCUUAUUGCGUUCAUCUACGAUGGGAAGGUAGUGUGGUGGGAGAGCCUGGUGUUGGUGGUCAUGUACUGUGGAUACAUCCUCAUCAUGAAGUUUAACCAGAGCUUGCAGAAGUUAUUCGCGAGUAAAGACAACAAGGACAAGAAUCAGGCCAAUGGUAACGCAGCGGCCAGCACCGAGAUGCAGGAUGUCAAGCCCAGUAAGGCUUACAGUCGUGGGUCUGUGGUCAUGGUCGAUGAGAUGAUGCAUGCCAACCCUCCGAAGAUGCGCUUCCCCGAGGCCGGCCUCCGCAUCAUGAUCACCAGCCAUUUUGGACCCAAGACCCGGCUGCGCAUGGCCAGUCGCCUCAUCAUCAAUGAGCGUCAGAAGCUGGUCCAGGGUGCCAACGGAGUGGAGACCCAGGUGCUGGAGGGGAAGGUGGAUGUUGAGAACGGCAACGUGCCUGAGGACAAGCCUGCAGAGGAGGAGGCCGAAAAUGAGACAAUCUCCCCCUUUCAUAUCCCUGUGGGCAUCAGCAGCAAGUGCAAGUGGCUGAUCGCGUGGCCCCUGCUGCUCCUUCUGUUCUUCACCAUCCCCAACUGUGCCAAGCCUCGAUGGGAGAAGUUCUUUAUGCUCUCCUUUAUCCUCUCCACUGUCUGGAUUGCCGUCUUCUCUUACUUCAUGGUCUGGAUGGUCACCAUCAUCGGCUACACCCUUGGCAUCCCAGACGUCAUUAUGGGCAUAACUUUCCUGGCAGCGGGCACUAGUGUACCAGACUGCAUCGCCAGUCUCAUCGUUGCUCGGCAAGGAAUGGGUGACAUGGCUGUGUCCAACACCAUUGGCAGUAAUGUGUUUGAUAUCCUGGUUGGGCUGGGGUUGCCCUGGGCGCUACAGACCAUGGCGGUCAACUACGGCUCUGAGGUCAUUAUCAACAGUCGAGGACUUCUCUACUCUGUGGUGCUGCUGCUGGGUUCUGUGGCUUUAACGGUGGGGGGGAUCCACGUGAACCACUGGAAGCUGGAUCUGAAGCUGGGUAUCUACACGCUGGUCCUCUACGCUGUCUUCCUGUGUUUCUCCAUCAUGAUCGAGUACAACGUGUUCACCUUCGUCAACCUGCCAAUGUGCAUGGAGGAGUAGCUAGACCCUGCCCACCCACGCUGACCUCUGAAUCAGGAAGCUCCAUCCCCUCAAUCCCAGAGAGCGACCAAUCACAAUCAACCUUCUUCGCCGUCAUCCACUACAUUACUAAACCUUGUAACUGAAACUCCUGUCUGUCUGACUCCAUCUUUCAUUGUCAUAACAGACCUGUUGACCUCUUGAUCUGCUCAUUGUCUUUAAAUCUGUCUCUCCCUGUGCUUGGACUCGCUUUCCCAUGAGGCUUUGUUCUGAGGAGUGGAUGGACGCCUCUCCAUGCCUCAAACGUCCUCCCCUCUCACAUCCAACAGACAGGACCCAGUGUCAGACUAAUCUGUUUUCCAUUUACCCCCUCCAACUAUCUCUAGUCUUACUGUGCUUUCAUUAGCAUUUCAUCAAAGGCUUUUGACUUAAGGGGAUCCUACACUACUUAGUCUCCCUCUCACAAGAACCCACACAUACCUCAGGUUAGGGUUAGUCGUAAACCCCAACAUUGACACUCAACCAUUUCUCCCACUCUCCCCCAUCAAAACCUCUUCUCUUAUCCUCCCUACCCCACACCACAGAUCUACCCAAAGACCCUAGGAAGAAAACACGACCUCGCCCUCAAUCUCUACCUCUCCCCCAAAUCCCGCUUGUGCCCCCACCCUUUGGAGGAGGAACUUUUUUUGGGCAGCUCUUCUACUCUUUCUGGCCUGGACCCCUCUGACAUGGUCCAAGCUGUGAUAGUUUCCUGUUUCCACAUCGCUACGUCCCACCCCUCUGCACCAGACAUUCACCUUUCAAUCCUCAAUCUACUACUCUUUUACUCUUCACUUCAUCACCUCUUAAGAAGGACAUUUUGUCAGGAAUCUUUAUGUAAAAUGAGUACGUGGUCAACUCAAAGCUGAGACUGAAAGAAGAGCGCAUAUGAUGUAUAGUUGCAACACUGCACAUUGUUAAACUUGUAAACAUGUAUUUUUUUUUCAUUUUCUUUUUGUAUCGUGUGGGUUUUUGUUUUUCAAACGGGAGUUUAAAAACGACCAUGAAAUAUGUAGAGGAGAGCUUGUUGCAAUCAUAAAGGACAUUGCCUGUUUCACAGAAAGGAAUUGCGCACGGAGAAAAUGCUUUUUGCUGUAAGGAGAUUUGGCCCCCCUCGAAGGGAGGGCGUCUGGCUGAUGGAGGCGACUCUAUAACCCGUUGUGCUGAAAGUUCAGCUGUUGUUUUUUUUCCUCCAUCAGAGACUGAUAUCUCUCACACACACCCUCCAACUGCAAAACACUAAAGAGAGAAACGACUCACACCGGAUCUUGGGGAGAUGCGACAGAUACGUCACUGAACGGGGGGAUACGGUGUCAUCUUUGGAAUGGUGUCCAUAUUAGGACAUCUUCGCACAACAGCAUGGAGAAAUGUGUAUUGCAUCACAGGUGAUCUGAAUCGGUCUGUUCUUCUCAUCUUCUGUCAUUGACCCCCCCUUUGACCACUAGGGGGCAAUGCUGCCCCCUCACUCUGAUCUGUCUGUGCAUGGCAGGGGUCUUAAGCAACCACAGCUGUUUGGUUAUCAGGGAAUAUUUGAAGCCUCUGAAGUUCCAGUAGGUGGCGCCAUUGGUGGUGUUAGCUCAAUGUUAAUUACAUGUAGAUAAUGCACUUUAAAACAAGCAAGGCCGUCCUCUCAGUCUGAGUCAACUAGUGCUUCCUUUGAGUGUAUGUAUGUACAUUAUAUGUGAGUGUGCGUGCGUGGGGGUGGGGGCACACCCGUGAGCACACAACAGUCUGUCUGCAGUGCAUUGUACUUACUGGGAGUAUAAACGCAGGCUCCUCGGCAGUACGAAAAGUGAUAGGCUGAGGGGUGUGCGUGCGUGGCUGCCACCCCCCACCCACUUUACAAAAAACGGCAGCUACAAGCUACUGCAAUCUGAGACAUUUGACAUCAUGCAAAAACAUCUGCGGAGACUGAGUCUACAAUAAGCUGGAAAGAUUUGCUUUAAUAGGGGAGUGUUAAUGACGAAAACAUGACCUUCCCUUUUUGUGUUGGCAGCAGGUACUUGUAUAUGCAAUCUCAAUGUUAUGCGUUCUGUGUGUUGGAAUUAGAAGGGCCCCUAUGGAGGUUGCCAUAAUGUUAGGAGAACAUUUGAGCUCGCUUGUGUGAAUGACAGCUGAGGAACCGAGCCAGAGGACAUGGAUGGAACGUUCUGGAAUGGGGGAUUCUGUGUGUGCGGGGAGUCCGACCCUCCUGGCACAAGGGCAUUAUUCAACCACCAACUCUACCUGAAGACCAGAGGGGAAGGACACCAGCCGGGAUGCUGGGAAACACCCCCCAGGCUACAGAUGGUUUAGUCCAGUGUCCUCUGACCUUUCUGGAAAUUCUCCUCCAGGAAAGACAACUUUGUGAGAUGAGAUCUCAUCUGUGUGUGUGUGAUGAACCUGAGUAGCAGAAAUUUUAGGAGUUGGACCCCUAAGCUGCUACUCCCGGGGGAGGUUUUUGACUCUAGCUGCGUUCUCUUGGAAGAAGGUGACCACAUAGGUCCUCAAGACUCUCAACCCCCCCAUCCUCCUCAUCACAUCCCAAUGCCAUCAAUGCUACCCGUAUCGUGUGUCCUCCACCCCGCUCGACUAUCAAUUUAUAGCAGUUACCCUCACUGCACUGUAUGCCCCCCAGUGGGUCUUUUCCCUGUAGAAGAGUGAAAAAGUAUUCUCUACUAGUGCCAUUUGAAUUUGAUUCUCAUUGUUUCCUUCUUGUUAACGAUUGUUGCAUUCUCAAUCUUUUCGUUCUUCCUUAUUAACUGUACAUACAGUGGGGCCCGAAAUGAUUGACAGCCUUGAAAAAAAUAACAGUAUAAAAUAAAUAAUUAAAAUACUGAGCUAUAUUGUAUGCAAAAGAAAAGUAAAUGAUGUGGUUUUAUACUAAUAUAAUUGCUCAGAGAAAGAGAUUUUGUUUAGCAAGUAAUAUAUAUUUUUUCAUCAAAGGGUAGGGGUCAAAAUGAUUGACACCCCUGUUUUCAAUACUUCACCUUGUGAGGAUAAUGGCACAGACUUUUUCUACACAUUGGGAGGAAUAAUAGACCAUUUCUCCACACAGUAUCCUUCCAUAUCCUUGAUAUCCUUUGCGCUUAUGGACUGCCCUCUUCAAUUCAAACCACAGGUUUUCAAUGGGUUUCAAGUCCGGAGACGAGAUGGCAAGAGAUGGCAAUAGCAAAAUGUAGAUUUUGGGGCCGAUUUAACCAUUUUAUUUGUGGAUUUUGUGUGCUUGGGGUUAUUGGCUUGCUGGAACAUCCACUUGCGGCAAAGUUUCAGCCUCCUGUUAGAAUGAAGCAGGUUUUUUAACGGUAAAAUUGGACCCCUACUAUUUUCAUCAAUAAAUAUGACUUGUUAAACAAAAUCUUUCUCUGAGAAAUUGGUAGUAUAUUAGUAUAAAAUCAUAAUCUCCCAAUUAUUUGUUUGAAUACAAUAUAGCUCAGUAUUUGAAUUAUUUAUUUUAUACAGUAUUUUUUUCUCAUCUUUAUCAAGGGUGUCAAUCAUUUCAGACCCCGUGGUUCAUAUGUACAUUUGAAGUCGGAAGUUUACAUACACCUUAGCCAAAUACAUUUAAACUCAGUUUUUCACAAUUCCUGACAUUUAAUCCUAGUAAAAAUUCCCUGUCUUAGGUCAGUUAGGAUCACCACUUCAUUUUAAGAAUGUGAAAUGUCAGAAUAAUAGUAGAGAAUUAUUUAUUUCAGUUUUUAUUUCUUUCAUCACAUUCCCAGUGGGUCAGAAGUUUACGUACACUCAAUUAGUGUUUGGUAGCAUUGCCUUUAAAUUGUUUAACUUAGGUCAAACGUUUUGGGUAGCCUUCCACAAGCUUCCCACAAUACGUUGGUGAGUUUUGGCCCAUUCCUCCUGACAGAGCUGGUGUAACUGAGUCAGGUUUGUAGGCCUCUUUGCUCGCACACGCUUUUUCAGUUCUGCCCACAAAUUUUCUAUACGAUUGAGGUCAGGGCUUUGUGAUGGCUACUCCAAUUAGUUGACUUUGUGGUCAUUAAACCAUUUUGACACAACUUUGGAAGUAUGCUUGGGGUCAUUGUCCAUUUGGAAGACCCAUUUGUGACCAAGCUUUAACUUCCUGACUGAUGUCUUGAUGUUUCUUCAAUAUAUCCACAUUUUCCAUCAUGAUGCCAUCUAUUUUGUGAAGUGCACCAGUCCCUCCUGCAGCAAAGCACCCCCACAACAUGCUGCCACCCCCGUGCUUCACAGUUGGGAUAGAGUUCUUUGGCUUGCAAGCCUCCCCCUUUUUCCUCCAAACAUAACGAUGGUCAUUAUGGCCAAACAGUUCUAUUUUUGUCAGACCAGAGGACAUUUUUUUGUCCCCAUGUGCAGUAGCCUAUAAGAAGCUUCUAAAGCCAUGACAUAAUUUUCUGGAAUUUUCCAAGCUGUUUAAAGGCAAAGUCAACUUAGUAUAUGUCAACUUCUGACCCACUGGAAUUGUGAUACAGUGAAAUAAUCUGUAAAUAAUUGUUGGGAAAAUGUAUUGUUAACUCAUGCAAGUUAACAAGAAAUUUGUGAAGUGGUUGAAAAACGAGUUUUAAUAACUUAAGUGCAUGUAAACUUCCGACUUGAACUGUACAUUUUUGAACAGCUUUUUGGGUCAAAAGAACAAGCAUAUACCUGAGUUGAUUCAAUGUCAAAAGUUUUUGGGGGUUUGUUUUCCAUUGUACAUUUCCGUUUGUUUGUCAUUGGUUUUAAGUAGUGGGUUUGGGUUAACACCUGUGUGGUCGUGUCCUUGGACCAAUCCCAAAUGGACCCCUAGAUCCUACACAUUAUGCACUUGUGGAGAUCUGAGAGGGUUAGACAGGUGUAAGCAAUCAGUAAUAGCUCCACAUAGCCACCUAACGUCCAGGUUCAGUGUAAGUUUCACUAUUUUGUGCUAAUACUGUUAUAGGCUUUGGGAUUUUGCUCGAUUUCGAGGGUUGAUUCUGUUUGGGUGUGGCUUGCCCUGAUUGGAAUCAUCCUUGUUGGUCAGGAUGUGUUGCACCUGUCGCCUUGUUAAUCAGCCAAUAGUUUCACCUGUGCUGGCACAGUGUUCCAGUGGAAAUGGAGAUGUUGGAAGAGCUAUACGGCUGUUUAGCAGUGGAGGCUAGUGGGAGGAGCUAUAGGAGGACGGGGUCAUUGUAAUGCCUGGAUUGGAAUAAAUGGAACGGUUUCAAACGUGGUUUCUAUGUUUGAUACCGUUUCAUUUAUUCCAUUCCAGCCAGUACAAUGUCCUCCUAUAGCUCCUCCCACCAGCCUCCACUGCCGUUUAGCUAUUCCUCUUUAAGGUUGUAAACAAAGCUUUUUACUGUAUCUUGUGUCUCACCUAAGUUGUGUGUGUUUUCUUCCUUUAAUUUGUCUGAUAUCAGGCAAGUCUAGUGGGUGCUAAGAUGCUACUCGGGUGGUUUGCUUGGCCAGCACCCACAUUGAUGCCUUUCAAAACACACUUUGAAACCAAAACUGUUUCGCUCUGGUUGUCAGCGGCUCAGUUGUUCGUUCCCUAUUUCUUUUGAGCAACGAUUUGUAUUUAUUUAUUGGGGAAUGUAACAAUACCAAUAAAAUCCUUGGAUCUCCACAAGCGAAUAGAGCAUAGGGUCUAGGGGUUGCCUUGGAAUUGGGCACUGGUUGCCAGGUCCUGAAAGUAACAGCACAGCAGCUCACACUGCUCCUACUGUUUGACUAUUUAAACUCAUCCAACACACACAUCCACACAUAUUGCCAGUUUAUCUGCCACAAACGUUUAUUAUCAAUCACUUUUUAAAAAAAAUAAGUUGAAUUCAGAUACCAUAAAUCAUGCCAUAGCUCUGCAUUAAAAAUACAUAGAAACCAUGUUGUACAAAAUAAAAGAGCACACAUAGCCCCAUACACCCAGGGCAACAUUUACUUAGUGCGAAAUAAUUAUAAAAAGUGUAACAAUUACCGUAAACCUCAUUAUCAACUGAGUAGUUUGGGUCCUGAAUGCUGAUUGGCUAAAACAGCAUUUAGCUGUGUGUAUAUCAGGCAAUAUACCACUGGUGUGAGGCAAAAAUACUUGUUUACUGUUCUAUUUAUGUUGGUAACCAGUUUAUAAUAGCAAUAAGGCACCUCGGGGGUUUGUGGAAUAUGGCCAAUAUACCACAGCUAAGGGCUGUAUCCAGGCACUCCACUUCACGUCAAGCGUAAGAACAGCCCUUAGCCGUGGUAUAUUGGCUAAUAUACCACACCCUCUCAGGCCUUGUUAAUUAUAAUCUGGUAGUGUGAUUUAAUUUGAAACGUAUCAUAGUGCAAAGACAACAAAAAUACCAUAAACCUCAUAAUCUGAGAGUGACAAUUUAAAAAACUUUUCUUCAACAAUGUGUGUAUAAAGAGACCACUUUAUGUAUUGCUCGGGUAAUUAAACUAGUUAAAUAUUCCGCCUCUUUAUAACACACAUGGUUUAACCCUCAAGCUACUGACUGGGUUCAUUGUCAAAUAUUUCAUGACUUUGUCGAUCAACAUGUUCUUAAAUCUAAAUAAUUGUUUUCGUGUUUAUGUAUGAAUAUGGACUUUUUAAAAGACCCCAGUCAAAAACACCUAAGUCUGCUUAUAGUAAUUUGAUAAAUGGGACCUUUUAUUUGAAUCUAGUUUUCUCUGGAGACAUGGUAACAAGUUAUCCACACCACCAGAGGGUGGAGGGGGACCUGUAUCAUGGAUUUUGACCAGAUAGACAGAUCACCUGCAGACAUAUAGCUUCCCAUGUACUCACCUAAGAUUGUACUUUUCUAUACCACAUAUACCACAAAACCCAAAUUACCUUAUUUUUGUGCAUAUAAAAAUCUGCCAGUGGUAUACAAAGUCUGCCAAAGAUAUAAAUACUUAACAAUACAGAACUCGGAUACACUCUGAAUCUACAUAGAGAGCUGUAUUGGUGUAUAUUCUCUGAAAAGUUGUUAUUCUAGGGAAAACCUGUCUCCAGGUUUCUACAUAUCAUCAGAGGGUGGAGGGGGGCCUUAUGUACUCACUCGCCUAUGGUUAUAACUAGGUAUGACCGUGUACAACAUCUAAAUGAACUUCGAUAUUUGCUUAUUUGCAGUCGAAGCAGCUCACUGUCAGUGUACUUGUUACUUGGUAAAACUGUAGUACAGAAACCAGUUACCCUCUGAAUGUACACAUAGUGCUGUAUAGGUCGUUAUCAAUAAAACGUCACAAGGUGCAUAGCGUUUGAUUUGCCUGCUCCGCUAAAACCAUUGACAACUACUUUCUGUUUUCAAGGGAUUGCUUUAUACAUUUUAUAACUAUUUGGUUUUAAUAUCAUCACCUCUUGAAGAGUAUAGUUAGAACUACACAUGUCCGUUAUUCCACAUUUAGCUCUAUCAGAGUUAUACAGCAAGUAACUGCAUGCUUGUCAUCAAUUGAUCAUGUAUUUUCAGAUACGUGAGGGUAGCCUAUCCAUGUAGCAUGUAGCUAGAUAAGCAAACAACGUGUAAUUUAGCUUGCUUCAUCAGAGAUGAGGCUUUUCUGAAAGAGCUUGACAUUGGCAAGUCCUCGUCCUGGUAAAGUUGUCAAUUAGACUACUGUCAUCUCCACUAUAGAUGGCAAGCAAAUCAAUAAGUAUGUGACCGACCGGCUUGAUUCAGUCUUAUGUAGCAAAAUUUGAAGUAUGAACACAAAAACUACAGGCUGCAUGACAUCAGCAGCCUGGUGGUCCAAAUUAGCAUAACUAAUGUAGUUUAACACCAAUAAACCCACCCGUUUAAAAAUGUAUGUAUAUGUCAAUCUAGCAAACCAGGCAACUUAAAGCAACUUUCUAAACCAUGUUUGGUUCUUUCUGGCUUGCUAGCUGAUGUUAUGUUAGUUAGCUAGCUAGCUGAUGUUAGCUUGCUAGCCAGUUCAAAUAAUGACCAUAUCAUAUUGUUGACAACGUCUUCACUUUAUCUCUUUUGUCUAUAUAAUUAAGGAAAAUAAACUCACAACAAGAUCAUUAUUUACAAGUUAACGGCGAGCCAAUUACAGAAAAUAUCUUUCUACCAGAUCAUUUUUGAACUUGGACACUGUCUCGUUGGCCUAACGUUAAAUAAUAAUUUGACUUUGGUACAGGUCAUGUUCUUCACAUUACUGUUUCUGGUAAACACAUAAUUUUGCAAUUCUACUACGUGAUUUAUUUUAUUUUAUUAAGCGUUGGAAAGGAUUACCUACACAUACUGACCAGCUCAUGUUAUAGACAGAAGCGAGCUACAUGGCAGACCAAUCCAAACUCAUCUCUCGGCAAUUCCAGCCCAUCCAUUAUCUCAGCCAAUCAUGGCUAGCGGGAAGGUUCUUGUCUUUUUCUGUGGUUAAACCAACUAGGCUCGUAAUUUAACAAUUGUAUUUGUAUUUACAGAUGGCAUACAAGUUUGUUAUUAAGGCACAUUAAAGUUUGCAUGUUCCAGAAGGCAUUUCUGCCAAAAAAUAAGUUUUGAUUUUUACGUUCAAAUGCCUUUCCUGGGAAGCAGUGACGCACGACAUAUGCCUAGUUUCCUGAAACAAGUCACAUAUUUGGAUAUACAGCCAUCUAGUUUAUCCCCUGAAAGUUAGCUUGUUAACUAUCCAUAUUGACGUGAUCUAUUCUUAGCUAGCUAGCCAAUCUGACAUGGUCCAUUAAUAUAGCCUAUCCUAUCUGUCAGCAGCAAUCGUGAUUAAACACGUAAAAACAAUGUUGAAAAGAGGAUAAUGGUAGCCAACUUCGCUAGGUAGGCCUAUGUUGGUUGGAGAAAAAAGUACAUUAGGUCUACUUAUCACUAUGUUUAGCCAACUGUACAACAUUUCUACCGGUAGCUUGCAAAGUAAACAUUCUCAGCUAACUGACAGUACAUUGGCAAAUGCGCCCUUCUGCUGAUUGACAGGCAGACCCCACAAAGGAUGGGAAAUGAACCUAAACCACUCAUACUUGUCAGGUAUAGUUCACUUAUAUUUUAUAUCAGUCAUAUCUAAUUAAUGGUGGCCAAUAUUGAGAUACAUGAGGUUAGACUCACAAUAUAUCUGAAAUGACAUGAUCAAUUGAUGGUCACUGAUCAUGAAAAGCAGGCAGCUACUUGCUGUAUAACUCUGAUAGAGCUAAAUGUCAUCAAUUGUUUUGCAUGGAAUAAUCUGAAAUGUGUAGUUCUGACUGCUCUUCAAGAGGUGAUGAUAUUGCAACCAAAUAGUUAACAUGUAUUUAACAAUCCCUUUGAAAUGGCACACAGUUGUCAUGGUUUUAGCAGAGCUGGGGGUCUCCUUGCCCCCCCCCCCCCCCCCCCCAGCAGGCAAAUUGAAUGCUCUGCAUCUUAUUGUGAGGUUCUAUUAAUAAUAUUGGUGUGUAUUCUCCCCCAAAAAAUAUUCUACUGAAAAUAUUAUAAAUACCAGAAUUCCUAUAAUAACCUCCAAUAUACUUUAUGUGCAAGGUGUUAUGAUAUUCUAAAUGCUAUACCCUUUGGUUUAAAGUAACUUAAAGGAUUGGGGGCAUGCUUUUUGAAGCAUGCUACCAUAGCCCAUACCACUCCCAUUGUUUCACUCACAUAAAUGCUAACGCUGGCUGUGUGCUAAGUAAUUAAAGAAAACGAAGCCAUAGUUUUGGUCAAUGUCUUUCAGGGUUAAAUUAUUUCAAAUGUUGGUGUACUGCCCCUUUAAAUGGCAGUCAAUUUUACCACAUUUAUAUUUUCUUAAAAAAACUGAAAACUAAAUGAUACUUUAGUAAAAUGGUAAAUGAGCUUUUCAGUACUAAGGUGGAAUUGUACUUUGGAAAAAAUCUGCACAUUAUAUAAAGGACAUAUGUUUUCUUUUUACAAAAUAUGCAAAUUUACAGUAAUUUUGCUAAAAUAAUAGUCCAGAUAACAUUAAUGACAUGUCUAAUGUCGUUUUGAUAAUAAAUAAGUUGAUAUUUUGCUGUGAUUGUUAAUUAAUAAUUUCUUAUUAGGGUCAAAAUGUCACUUGAUGGUGAAGAAGUUUCACAUUUUGUCACGCUGUUAGAUUGAGGUUUACGGUAUUUUUUGCUCUUUGCACAAUUUGUUUGCACUAUGAAAAUGUUGCACACACAUACACACACAAUAACUAUAACUACUGAACACCGGAGUGGAACCAUAUGUAAUUCUCUUGAAUGAAUGCGACCAGAUGCACUGUGAGCUCAAUGUGAUGUGGGAGUCAUUUGUCAACCAAUAAAAAUGGGAAUACAUAAUAAUCAUAUUAAUAAUAAUAAUAAUUAUUAUUAUUAUUAUGAUAAUACACUAUUAUAAAUAUAUAUAUAUAUAUACACAAAAGUCUGUGGACACCUCUUCAAAUUUGUGGAUUUGGCUGUUUCAGCGACACCCGUUGCUGACAGGUGUGUAAAAUCGAGAACACCGCCAUGCAAUCUCCAUAAACAACAUUGGCAGUAGAAUGGCCAUACUGAAGAGCUCAGUGACAUUCAACGUGGCACCGUCAUAGGAUGCCACCUUUCCAACAAGUCAGUUCAUCAAAUUUCUGCCCUGCUAGAGCUGCCCCGGUACACUAACUUCUGUUAUUGUGAAGUAGAAAUGUCUAGGAGCAACAAUGGCUCAGCCGCGAAGUGGUAGGACACACAAGUUCACUGAACAAGACCGCCGAGUGCUGAAGUGGGUCAAAAUCGUCUGUCCUCGGUUGCAACACUCACUACCGAGUUCCAAGCUGCCUCUGGAAGCAACGUCAGCACAAUAACUUUUCAUCAGGAGCUUCAUAAAAUGGAUUUCCAUGACCGAGCAGCUGCACACAAUCCUGAGAUUACUAUGAGCAAUGCCAAAGCUUUCCGCCAUUGGACCCUGGAGCAGUGGAAACACAAUCCCUGGAGUGAUGAAUCACGCUUCACCAUCUGGCAGUCUGACGGACGAUUCUGAAUUAGGUGGACGACAGUUAUUUUUCCUAUCUGCCACAAUGCAUAGUGCCAACUGUAAAGUUUGGUGGAGGAGAAAUAAUGGUCUUGGGCUGUUUUUCAUAGUUCGGCUAGGCCCCUUAGUUCCAGUGCAGGGAAAUAUUCAUGCUACAGCAUACAAUAACAUUCUAGACGAUUCUGUGCUUCCAACUUUGUGGCAACAGUUUGGGGAAGGCUUUUUCCUGUUUCAGCAUAACAAUGCCCCCGUGCACAAAGCAAGGUCCAUAUACAAAUGGUUUGUCGAGAUCAGUGUGGAAGAACUUGACUGGCUUGCACAGAGCCCUGACCUCAACCCCAUCGAACACCUUUGGGAUGAAUUGGAAUGCCGACUUCGAGCCAGGCCUAAUCGCCCAACAUCAGUGCCCGACCUCAGUAAUGCUCUUGUGUCUGAAUGGAAGCAAGUCCCUGCAGCAAUGUUCAAACAUCUAGUGGCAAUCCUUCCCAGAAGAGUGGAGACUGUUAUAGCAGCAAAGCGGGCACCAAUUCCAUAUUAAUGUCCAUGAUAUUUGACUAGCAGGUGUCCACAUACUUUUGGUCAUGUAGUGUAUAUUUAAUGUAAAGUUAGUUACUAUAAAAAAUUAUCGAGGACAUCUGUAUAACUUAUAUGAAUGUAUUGUCUUGCUGUACUGGACAUAUCCAACUGAUGCAUUUUACUGUAAAGCAAUAAUGUGAAAAAAAUUAAAUGGCUAAAUAAUUCCUGUA
This is a messenger RNA of Salvelinus fontinalis (brook trout), 14074 nucleotides long. RefSeq names its product sodium/potassium/calcium exchanger 4-like. Gene Ontology annotation, biological process: intracellular calcium ion homeostasis; calcium ion transmembrane transport. Lineage: Eukaryota; Metazoa; Chordata; Actinopteri; Salmoniformes; Salmonidae. Gene Ontology annotation, cellular component: membrane. The coding region runs from base 751 to 2538 and encodes 595 amino acids. Gene Ontology annotation, molecular function: calcium, potassium:sodium antiporter activity; calcium channel activity. The record is from RefSeq and is a predicted model, not a curated record. The transcript is spliced from 17 exons.